AUGACUAAGAACAGCCAGAGAAAGGCUAGAAAGAAGGCCCGUGAGUUCGAGGCGGCUCUGGCAAAGUCAAAUGCAGAAACAGCUGCGAAGGAAGCCAGAGGUGAAGCAGACCAAUUGGUUCCAGGCCUUUUCUCAGAUGAAAUGGUCAAAAAAAUAAUGCAAGAUAGUCAUACUGUGGAUUGGGAUGCCGCUGGCGGCUGGCAUGGAAAUGAUGAGGAGCUGCUUCCGGACCCAAUUUACCCAACUGAGAAGGAAGAAUGGAAAGACCCAAUUCCUGAGGUUAAAAGAGACAUUAUCGAGGGCUGGCCUUGGGAAGAAGAGCCUUCCAGGGCAAUCACAAUGGGGCCUUUGAUCGAAAAUUGGAAUUAUCCAGAAAAUAAUAGUCGGUACACACUGCCAGAGGCAGAACAAACCUCUCUUCUUCUUAGAAUUAUGGAGGGUUAUGAUAUCAUCGCUACUAGGAUAUUGAUCAAUAUGGCCGAUCAUUACUCAACUAUAUGGAAGUUUUCAGCAACAUCUCGCUUAGCCUGGAGGCAAGUCCUAUUCCGCCUUGACCUCUGGAUUACCAAUCUUAAAUGGUACAACAACUGCAAUUUAAAUGCUCAAGCUAGAGCCCUCCUUGGACGGCAACCCGGAGUCAAUCCUAUUAUUAUGGUGACCCCAAUGCGGACGGAAGUGGAUCCACUGGUGGACAAUACCACCUACCAGUACCAGAUAAAAUCGAUCAAAUAUCUCUGCCGCUCUAUUAACAACUUCGCUGAUUACAUCAAAAAUAUUCAAUUUCACCGAGUACCCUUCUUGGAUAUUAACAUCCUUGCACUUCUAAUACCCAAAAUGCGUCAUCUAACAAAUGUUGGGGUUUACAAAUGUCAACUAAUUCACAUCGGCAAUACUAUGCGUUUACUUGAGAUCCUCAAGACUGAUAGGCCUCUAGAGAAAGAGCACCAAGUAUAUCUCGACUUUUACCCGAAUCAUCACAAUGGCCCCCCUUUUCAACCGGGCAACCCAUUCUCUAUUGGGGGAUUUGGGCCGACCUGGGAUAACUGGAACGGCAACUCUCCCCUCGCUGUCUGGCAGUUAGUAUCGGUGGUAGUACCUCAAGCGAAAGCGCAAGGUAUCAACUUGACAUCGCCACACACGGCUUUCCGGAAAUGGUUAGAUGAUGGACCUUGUUGGCGUGUGGAAGCGACUCUUGCAGCUCUCUUGGACCCGUCAUUUCCUGUGGCUCACUUGUGCGCCUUAUUGGAUGCGGCUAAUCCAACCCAUCAUGGCAAUGUUAAGAAAUUCACAGGAAAAAUUGGAAACCGACACGAGGGUUGGGAAUGGGCCACUAAAACAUAUUACUGCGAUGGAUGCCAAAGAAGCCCAUUAGGAAUCUUCUUCGGUUACCAAGAAAUCAGAAGCUACGACAUAGGGGCAACGGCCCAGAAGUCAUGCUGGGGAUGCAGAAUGGUACAUGUUCUUGAGAAUGAAAAAGACCAUCUCAAGCAUAUGAAGCGAGCAGCAAUUAGGGAGCUGUUGACUGUGCCUGGCCAAGAUGGCGAGCUCAAUACUACCGAUUUGAAGGAAUUCCUGAAAACGAUGAGCACAACCCUUCCAAAUGGCGAGCAGCUAUGCGUCAAUCUAGCCCGUCGCAUUCAGGAGCGUAGGGGACGAGACAUGGCUAAGUAUGGAAACGACAGGGAGUUCGAAGAAAGACAAACGAGGCUGCAAAAGCAUGAACUAAACAUGUACGGGAGUGUGAGCCGUACUCCAUUGAUAUGCGAUAAGCUCAAUGAUCCAAUAAACAGGGAUACGACCUGGGAUCUACAAACAGUCGACCGAGCUCACCAGAUCCCGUUCCACCGCUAA
This is a messenger RNA of Glarea lozoyensis ATCC 20868, 1851 nucleotides long. RefSeq lists its product as uncharacterized. The record is from RefSeq and is a predicted model, not a curated record. The transcript has 3 exons. Lineage: Eukaryota; Fungi; Ascomycota; Leotiomycetes; Helotiales; Helotiaceae. The coding region runs from base 1 to 1851 and encodes 616 amino acids.